GGAGGAGUCUCUGAAAACCUAUUUAAAUCAGUCUGUCCUGACUCAGAUCAACAGUCUCCAGUCUACCAACUGGUCUCUGUAACUUCAUCUUUGUCUCUGUGGUGUACAGUCUUCAGGUGAUGAUGGGGGUAUUGAAUCAUCUCUCUACUCUCCUCCUUCUCUCUCUCCUUCCUCCUGCUCUCUCUCAUGUAGUGGAGAAGUUCAGUGAUGUUACAGAGUGCACAGAGUUUCUUCCUGGAGGGGACAACUCCAAAUCUCCCAGGUAUUUUGGAUGGUGGGACAGUCCAGGACCAGAACCGCUACAAGCCGAUCUGCCAGUUGUUCAACAACAUCUACAGGUUUGCAACUCUCUACGACACGACCAACAGGAUCCCUGUGUUCUCAGCCUACACCUUCACUGGUCCUCCUACAAACUGCAGACCAAACAAUCAACGCUGGAUGAUGGAGCCCCAGCUCAACAGGAAAAACAACAACCCUAAAAUGCAAAACAGUAAAGAGAUUGAAUAUCAACACCAGGCUGGGAACUACGACUAUAAGAACUCAAUACCAAAUAAAGGGGUGAACAGAGGUCACCUCUUCCCAUGUUCACAUGCUCAUGACCUUGAUACUCAGGAGUCCACCUUUACCCUGACCAACAUCGUUCCCCAGGACAGCACCUUCAACGGGGGCAGCUGGAAUGAUAUGGAGAGAAAUGUCAGAGGAAAGCUUGAGACGGACUGUAUUAAUAACAACGGGAAGAUAGAAGCCUAUGUGGUGACUGGAGCAGUUCCCAGUAAGAGCAACAAACUGAACAACAGAGUGAACAUCCCAGAUAUCCUGUGGACAGCCUACUGCUGUUACAACAACAACCUGGGAAAGUGG
Messenger RNA from Salvelinus sp. IW2-2015, 861 nucleotides. RefSeq names its product endonuclease domain-containing 1 protein-like. The record is from RefSeq and is a predicted model, not a curated record. Gene Ontology annotation, molecular function: nucleic acid binding; metal ion binding; hydrolase activity. Lineage: Eukaryota; Metazoa; Chordata; Actinopteri; Salmoniformes; Salmonidae.